Pocillopora verrucosa is the source of this 2043-nucleotide messenger RNA. The record is from RefSeq and is a predicted model, not a curated record. NCBI's taxonomy places the organism in Eukaryota, Metazoa, Cnidaria, Anthozoa, Scleractinia, Pocilloporidae.
AUGGCUGUCAAGUUUAUCGCUCCUCUUUCUGUGUUUCUUUUCUUUCUCUCUUCUUGUCAAGCCAAGCCGGAGAACUGCAGUGAGGCUCAGUGCAAGGUCUUACCGGUUGGAAAAGGGACUGCGUCCGAAUUCCGCGUUAAGGCUUCCGAGAAGGGUGUUAGAAUAGUCUACUUGGAUUUGAAGUUCCGUAACGACAGCUACCGUCCAUCAGAGUCAGAAAACGAAUUUCUCCCAAAUAGAUGGGUUUGGGCGAGUUUGAUCAGCGAGCCAAUGUUGUCUUUGUCUUAUGACUAUGACAUUUUAUCCGUGGGCCUCCUUAAAUACCAAACAAGAAGUAUGGAUGUGCUGUUGGAAGAUCAACCAAGCGGAUGCCUUGCGAACUUGAACUCAUCCUAUCAAAACAAGAUAGUUGGAAGAGCGCUUUUGAAUAUGACACAGUUAAACUCAGGUGAACCUCCAGAUAGGAAUGUUGUUUGUGUUGCGAUUAUUGAAGAUUAUAAUGUUAAAGACUUUUUAUGGAACGAUUUUUAUGGAAAUGUCAGAUUCCAGUGCUGUGAGAUUAGCAAAGAAGAAACCGAGGAGUCUGCUUACAUUCAAUGUGAGCUGGAUGUUCAAGUUAGAGGUUGGUUAAAAGCUUUUAAUGGCAUCCUCAACCUUUUGACUGUGCUAAUGAUGCUUUAUUGUCCGGCGUUUCUCCUUUUUCUUCCGGAUUCCAUUUUCAAUCUUCAAGAGGAGGGUACAAAGGAAGAGCGACACGAAAACGAGCAACAAUCAGAAGGCAGCCAUCAUCAACAGAGCAAUCAACAAAUAAGCAGGUACGGAUCAACUGCUGAAGCAAAUGUCAAUGCAGAAAAUGACGAUUCAGUUUCUCUUGUAACUUUACCUCUUCUGACUCAGAGUCAGCAAGCUAAUUCCCAAAUAGGCGAGGAUACAUCAAACAAACAUGUGCAAAGUCUACUUUAUUUGGACGAACCAAAUCCAAUAACCCUCUCAUAUUUUCUCAGAAACUAUACUAAAGAACGUACAGAACUAUUUUCAUUUCAUUCCAAAUUUGCAUUUCUCUGGUACUGUGUUAUUCCAAUUUUUGUGUACCUAAGAUUAGGAUUAAACUACAUUGUAGAAAGUAAAUUUAUGGAGGAGGUGCGUAAAAAACCAAAGGCAUCUCUGGUGGGACCACUGCUUUCAUAUCUUUUCGAUUUUCAGGGUUUUCUCGCGCGGCUAAUGGUUCUCGCUCCUUUGAUUUUGAUUUUACUCUCAAAUCCUAAGGAUUUCCUAAUUACUGCCGGAGAGGACAUUAGACAAGUUAAAUGCCCUGUUUGCAGAGAAAAUACGGUUUCAGUAGGAGAGGACAUGCUCCGACACUUAAGAAAAUUAUCAGUAAACAGUUACAAGUUAGCUUCGUGUUUAAUUAACUUUCACCAAAAAGCAUUAGCAAAAUCUAUAAAGUUCUUUACACAUUACGCUAUUGAGAAAAUGGGUCCGCCAUGGAAACGAGCUAAAACUCCUUUCAUUGCUUUGUGGGUGUUAUUCUGGGAUGUUGUCUUAGUCAUAGUUGUUGGUGUCAUUUUAGGAGGAGUAUGCUUUUGUGUAUUGUUAAUAGUAUUCAACCAAUACCGUCAUUGUCUCACACCGAUGUUCAUCGGUGUUCAAAUUUUUCUAGUUGGUUUUCAGCUACUCCCAAUGGCAAUAUUAACAGACGGCUGUUUGGUAGGGGGCCUUUCUUGUCGAUGUAUCACUCGCAUGUUUGGCUUAGUUACUUUAGGUCUAGUGUUAAAUGCGUCAAUUGCGGGCCCAUUCUUAGCGCUCUCUAUCGCUGCUUUAACAAACAUUUAUCUAUGCUACUAUAAUCUGCAAAUGUACUACCGAGAUGUGAAAGAAAUGAUUUCGGAGAAGUGGCAGACUCUUGACGGAAAACGCGAGCACGGUGCAAUUCCAGAAGAUCUAUUUUGGCGCAUUUGCAGUGAAGCGUCAAAUUCAAAUAAGGCAGUUCCACCAGUUAGCGGUGAAGUUAACCGCAUGCUUAGCAAUAUGGCUAUCAUAUGA